Messenger RNA from Ceutorhynchus assimilis (cabbage seed weevil), 795 nucleotides. NCBI's taxonomy places the organism in Eukaryota, Metazoa, Arthropoda, Insecta, Coleoptera, Curculionidae. The record is from the annotation of a GenBank genome assembly.
AUGAAGCGAGACAGCGCUUUCGAUCUAAGGAAUAUAACCUUAGACGCUGUAGUGUGUGCCCCAAUUGUAAUUCUAUCUGACGACGACGACGCCGAAGCUUUCCAAACAGGUCCCCGCCUCAAGAGGCCAGUUAAAAAUCUCAACCUGAUGAGGGGGCCUGCGUACGAAGAACAACGGGCAUCUGUGUUAGCGAAAAUGCUGUUUACUGGGGGGGAUGGGGUGGAAGAAGGUCGCCCCAGUGCAAAAAGACGACGGGCUGGAGCACAAAAUCAAAAGAUGUCGUCCGAACAGAGCAGCAGCAAGAAGCAACAACAACAACAGCAACAGCAACAACAACAGCUGCAACAACAGCUGCAGCAACAGCAGCAGCAGCAGCAGCAACAGCAGCUGCAGCUGCAGCAACAGCAGCAGCAGCUGCAGCAACAGCAGCAGCAACAACAGCAGCAGCAACAGCAGCAGCAACCAGAGUCUGAUGACCUUCUCCAGUUAGUAAUCCGACGGAAGGAGGCUCUUCAGGAAAAAGUUGUUGCUGAGAGGAAUGCUGUUGUAGCAGCAGAACAAAAUCUUGAAUCUUCAAUCAAUCAUGCUGAGGAUUUUCGGCGGAGAGUUGAAGCUUCAAAAGCUCAACUCGAAGCUUUGAAAACAAGAUUGGCAGCAGAAGAGCAAGAGUUGGAGGACGCCAACCAACAAGUGGCGCUACACCAGGUGGAUCUGCGUGUGCUGAUUGGUCGACCUGAAGAGACAGAAGUGAAAAUUGCCAAAGAUAAAGAGUUUUUUAAUAAUUUGUGGACAUAA